Molecule: messenger RNA, 657 nt
Organism: Letharia lupina
Lineage: Eukaryota; Fungi; Ascomycota; Lecanoromycetes; Lecanorales; Parmeliaceae
Exons: 4
Coding region: 1-657 (218 amino acids)
Source: RefSeq, a predicted model, not a curated record
AUGGAGAAGCCGUCAGUGGAACAAAUCAAGCAAAUUGUCCGCAAUCUUACCGAGAGCGAUGACCCAGUCGUACACAAAGCUACCGUAGAAAAAUAUGUUCCCAUCCUGACCCCACCCACCAGCUUCACCCAAAACGCCGCCUUCGUGCACCCCAUCGUCGACGUCAAACCCGCCCCCCACAGCAUCGACACCCUCAAGCAAGUCUACGCCGUUUACAAAGUCCUGACGCGAAAGAUCGAGAUCCACUUCACGCACGUCACCAUCGACGCCGACAACACCCGCGCGGUGAUCGAACUGGAGGAAGAUGUGAACUUCGUCCUCCUCCCGUUCGGCUUCGCGCGGAUCCGAGGGGUCAAGUUCAUGACGGUGCUCGAUCUCGUGCAGAGUCAACAGGACGAUAAUGGGGUACUAUACCUUUCCCUUUCCGUCCCCCUUUCCCCUCCCGGCCCCUUUCCCCCUCUUCAUGCCGCCUCGGGCAUCGUGACGGACGGCAUAAUGCAGACUGCUGACGGCGGCAUAGAUAUCAUACCCGUGGACGCGGCCAUCAAGAGCUUCCCUUUCGGCUUCGUGUACGGCUGGUGGCGGGGUGUCUGCACGCUUACGGGGUCGGUGGUGGGGUCGGGGCUGCAGAUGUCGGGGCUGUGGGCGACGGCUUAG